ACUCUCGCCUGACAAUCACUCGACUGAAGUUGUCAGCUGCUGUUGGUGCACCAUCCACCAUGGUGAGGAGGAAAACAAGAAGCGAGCACAGCUGAGGAGGACGAAAGUUUCUUGUUUAUUCCAUCGACUUUAUCUGUUACUUUUCUGGAUAGGACGAUGUUUGAUGGAGCAAGUUAUUGUCAAAUUAGCUCGAUGUGGACUCGACCGAAGGCAGAAUGAAGCACUGAGCCUGACGUAAGCCGGGAGAUUUGUGUGACUUUGUGCGUAAAAUCCCAAUCCGUGUGGUUUCCUAUGCCGCCCUGUGCGCUGCUGACAGUUCGUUGAAUUUCGUGACACUUUUGCACGAGGAUUUUUUACCUGAGCAGGUGAAACGAACACUAUGUCCAAAGCCAUGGAUCACGUAAAGCGUCCCAUGAAUGCGUUUAUGGUCUGGUCCAGAGCCCAGCGGCGAAAGAUGGCCCAAGAGAACCCGAAAAUGCACAAUUCUGAGAUCAGUAAAAGACUCGGAGCGGAGUGGAAACUUCUCUCGGAGUCCGAAAAGAGGCCGUUCAUUGACGAAGCGAAGCGCCUGCGGGCGAUGCACAUGAAGGAACACCCCGACUACAAAUACAGACCCAGGAGGAAACCGAAGACUUUAAUGAAGAAAGACAAGUUCGCGUUCCCGAUGGCGUAUAACUUGGGAGAACACGAGGCGAUGAAAGUGGGCGGCUUCUCCAGCGUAGCGCUCUCCGAGUCCUUAAUGAGCAACCCGGACAAGGCGGCGGCAGCGGCGGCAGCAGCAGCGGCCAGGGUGUUCUUCAACCCUUCCAUGUCGAAUCCCUAUUCGUUUUUUGACAUUGGGUCCAAAAUGAGCGAGUUUUCUCCGCCUUCAUUUCCCUACGCGUCACCAUUGGGUUACCCAACCGCGGCGGCGGCUUUGUCCGGAGCGGGCACCGUCGGCACCGGGACACAUGCCCAUACGCAUUCACACCCAUCACCGGGUAACCCGGGCUACAUGAUUCCCUGUAACUGCGCGGGGUGGCCAUCGGCGGGGCUUCAACCACCGCUCGCCUAUAUUUUACUACCCGGAAUGGGAAAACCACAACUUGAACCGUAUCCUGCGUACGCGGCCGCGUUAUGAGACUCAGGACUAUGGUGAUAAACGUUUUAUAUAUGUGAAAUAAAUGACUAUGGAGCAUGCACAAAACUGAACAUGUGAUGCGUCACAUUGGACAUCACACGUGUUUGUAACUACUAUAAUAAGUAAUGCCUUUCUGAGGUAUAUUGGGGAAUAUAAACUCUCUUUGGAAGGGGAAGGAUGUUAUUGACAGUGUGCAGAACGGGUCGAGCGAGAUCUACCAAGCCACUAUGCCCUUAUCAAUGUGAAUAUAACUAUUUGAAAUGGCUUCACGCCAGUUGUUAGUGCACCUGUUGUCCCGCUACAUUUCGGCCAAUGCUGUAUGUCUACCAUUAUACAGGGGAAAGUACAUUAAUGAUGAAUGUUUUAUUCUGGAACACCCGAAAAUCAACUCGGACUCAAUUACCCGCGCGCAGACUUCUCAAUUGUGUCUGCACGUGCCUGUAAAUGUGUACAGAUUGAUUCAAACAUAUCUUGUUCUAUAUGCCGGAGCUGUUUGACUAGAAAUGAAAUCAGGUGUACAUUUUGAGUUUCCAAAACUAUUUCAUGGAUGUAUAUUUAUUGCUUAGUGAAAACAUGACCCUGUUUGUUGAUCGUGGGACAUGGUUGAAGGUAUGUGCACAGAAAGGGAGACCAAUGAGCACUUGUCAAGUGUAAUUUAUUAAAAAAUAAACAUGCCCAAAUUUUCUGAUCAAUUUAAGGGUGCUGGUCCGUCGACAUACAAUAUCACUGAUGCGUCCACGUCAAGAAAGUCCAUUUUAUUUUAUGUUAUUAUUUUUCUUACUAACUCUAAAGUGAAAUUGUAUGUUAUUAUAUGUUUUGCAUAAUUCCACUUAUAUGUACUUAAAAUGCCUAUCGUGCAUUCACUGAACAAAGGGGAUAUAAUAAAGCGUAUGCGGA
Messenger RNA from Xyrauchen texanus (razorback sucker), 2017 nucleotides. RefSeq names its product transcription factor Sox-21-B-like. Gene Ontology annotation, biological process: anatomical structure morphogenesis; regulation of DNA-templated transcription; cell differentiation. Gene Ontology annotation, molecular function: RNA polymerase II cis-regulatory region sequence-specific DNA binding; DNA-binding transcription factor activity, RNA polymerase II-specific. Bases 380 to 1120 code for a protein of 246 amino acids. The record is from RefSeq and is a predicted model, not a curated record. The transcript has a single exon. NCBI's taxonomy places the organism in Eukaryota, Metazoa, Chordata, Actinopteri, Cypriniformes, Catostomidae.